Neurospora hispaniola is the source of this 1185-nucleotide messenger RNA. RefSeq names its product DNA-directed RNA polymerase. Gene Ontology annotation, biological process: transcription by RNA polymerase II. Bases 376 to 777 code for a protein of 133 amino acids. The transcript has 4 exons. Gene Ontology annotation, cellular component: RNA polymerase II, core complex. Gene Ontology annotation, molecular function: DNA binding; protein dimerization activity. Lineage: Eukaryota; Fungi; Ascomycota; Sordariomycetes; Sordariales; Sordariaceae. The record is from RefSeq and is a predicted model, not a curated record.
CUCGAAGACAUCGAUCAAGUGCGUUCACUUGUGUUAAAACAUCCCACCCCCUUCACUCAAAUCAAAACCUUCACCAGCUGACGAGCAGUAUCAAAACUUGAGCGACUGAAACCUUCGGUAGUCUGUCCCAUUCACGCUCCAAUUUUUGGUAUCGAAAUUCCUACGUUCCCCCGGUCCCGCCACAAGACUAGCGAACCUACAUAAUUGCUACAUCAACCACUCGACGUUCUUGAGCAAUUGACAUCGUCACCCCCCGGUCUCAAUCUCAACACCACAUCGCGAAUUCACGAUAUCGGGCGACGACGACGACAAUAGUUUAUACACCACCGAUAGCCAACAACGAGCUCUACGUCAAAUCGUUAGCCAAUCGCCAAAAUGAACGCCCCUGAUAGGUUCGAGCUCUUCCUUCUCCAGGAUGGAGAGAAGAAGAUUGAGGAGAAGGUUUUCACUGGCAUGUCGAACACCUCCGACUUCAAGAUUCUCAAGGAGGACCACACCCUCGGUAACCUCCUCGCCGAACAUCUGAAGCAGGCCCCUCAUGUCUUGAUGGCAGGAUACAAGAUUGCCCACCCUAACGUGCCGGAACUCUUCAUCCGUAUCCAGACAGACGGAAGCAUCACCCCGCGCGAGGCCCUCGUCGGCGCGUGCAAGCAGCUCGUGGCCAUGUACGGCCAGCUGGGCCGCGAGUUCCAGAAGGAGCUUGCCCUGCGCCAGUAUGCUGAUCAGGGCGAGCAGGGAGGCGGCGUGAACGGUGGUGCUAAUGGCGGUCAUUACUGAUCGAUCCCGCCUUAACGGGGUUGUUCGCGGUGUUUACUUCCAACACGCCUUUACUUUACUUGACUGCCGGGGGAAGUUUACGAGGUAGUCGGAUGCUGAAUUGGGGGGUGGGAAAAGAGAUGCGGUGGCAUGGACGGUGAAAACAUGAUUAGCUCAUUAUCUUUGCUGUUUGUUGAUCGGAUCGGUCGUCAUUCAAAAACGGCGUUUAGGGAUUUUCUUUGAGGAUGCUUUUCAGUCAGUCUCUUUGCAGGCGUUAUGAUCAAGACAUGCAUGGGAUAUGGAAAAUAAGGGGCUUUGACAGAUCUCUCCGUUUACUCGCUCAAUGCUAGGGAAGAAUGGGAACCAUAGAUUUGUUCAAAGUGUCUUGUGGUGAGAGUAUGCGAGAAGUGGAUGUUGAGUUUUCAAAGU